AUGAUCUCUAAUUUCAAGCAGAAGUCUGAUGAACCUUUUCAUGAAGCUUGGGAGAGGUACAAGGAGUACCAGAGAGAGUGCCCGCACCAUGGGUUUGACGAUGACUAUAUAUUGGAAGUGUUCUAUGAUGGAGUGAGCUAUGAGUUUCGAAACACCCUUGAUUCUUCGAGUAAUGGAGAUUUCAUGACUCAAACCACACCUGAUGAUCCCGCUGCAAAUUUGGACCAACUGCUUAAGGGAAACCAAAGCCAAGUGUUCAUAAUGGAAGAAGCAGAUCCUGAGAAGAGUGCCGGUGACCUGGUGUUUGAUGCUGAAAUAUCAGGAGACGAUCAGCAAGAGCUUUUCUGGCCUAAGCAAGACAAACUAGCUGAUCCUGCACAGAGUAACCAAGGUCAGUAUGUCGGGUAUCAAAAGAACUACCAACCCCGGACUUAUGUUCUAAGACAACCGCAGAACAAUCCACCUCAGAUGCAGAAACACCAUAACACUCAGCCAGCUACCUCCGCUCAUGUCGUUGUUCCGCAAGAUGAGACAAAAGCUAUGUUGCAGCAGCUGCUCCAAGGACAACAGCUCCAAGGGAAGGCUCUAAACCAGGUUACUACCGAGAUCAAUACAAGAAUGAACCAUAUGUUCAGCGAUUUGAGUACCAAGUACGACAAUGUCGCGAGCCAUAUGAGACAGGUGGACAUUCAGAUUGCUCAGACCGCUGAGAGCAAGAGGUUCACUGCGGCUGAGAAGGGGAAGCAUAAAGAGUCGGAACUACCACCAGCCAAUACCCCGGCAGCUGAGAAGGAGAGGGAACCAACUGUUGGAACCAAUUCGCCAGGACCAGAACAACCAGCUGAGGCUGUCCGCCCGAUCCCAGAGCCUGUUCCUGCUCGCGAAUACACUCCUAAAGUCCCUUACCCUAUUCCAGCAAAAGCUACUCGUAAGGACCGAGCGGAGAUGAAGGGCAGAAAGAUGCUGGAGGACCUAACCGUCCGACUCCCCUUGAUGGAUGCGAUCCAAAUGAUGCCCUCCAUGCGCAGCUUUAUGAUGGGAUUGAUCUCAGAAAAAAUAUCAGAGGAUAGCGAAUUCAUGACUGUCUCUAAGGAGUGCAGCGCAGUGCUUCAGAACAGGCAGAUAGAGAAGCAAGGAGACCCUGGCAAGUUCGUCCUCUCUAUCCAGAUUGGGAAGACAGUUUUCUCAUGCUCCCUGGUUGAUCUGGGAUCCAGCGUAAACCUCAUGCCCUACUCUGUAGCACGACGUCUGGGAUACACGCUUUUCAAACCAACUAGAAUGUCCUUGGUGUUCGUGGAUAGAUCAGUUAAGUCCCCGGUUGGUAUUCUAGAGGUUCUCCAAGUAAAAGUCGGGAACACCUCUGUUCCAGCAGACUUCGUAGUUCUAGAGCUGGAAGAGGAAUCCAAAGAUCCUCUCAUUUUAGGAAGGCCGUUCCUAUGUACAGUUAGAGCCAUCAUUGAUGUGCGGCAAGGGAAGAUUGAUCUCUAUCUGGGAGAUAGAGUCAUGCAGUUCGAGAUGGAUGAGCUGCUGAAGAAGCCUAUGCUGGAUGAACAGACCUUCGAGGUGGAUGAAGGGAUUGAUCUGCUGCAACCUCGUGACGGGAUGAUCGAGUAG
Brassica oleracea var. oleracea is the source of this 1614-nucleotide messenger RNA. RefSeq lists its product as uncharacterized. Bases 1 to 1614 code for a protein of 537 amino acids. The transcript has 4 exons. The record is from RefSeq and is a predicted model, not a curated record. Lineage: Eukaryota; Viridiplantae; Streptophyta; Magnoliopsida; Brassicales; Brassicaceae.